CCCGCCCCCCUCGUCCCCCCAGCUCAGCUCCGGAGCCGCAGGCCGGGCCAGCGGGCCUGGGGCACGCGCCGCUCUCCUCCCCAGCGCGUUCUUCAGCCACCCAGGCCUUCCAGGACACAGUGGAGUGGGUACCAGGGGGACAGGGACGCCCCCUUCAUCAGGAGCCGUCGGGGGGGCGGACCCGAGACGAGACGAGCAGCCCCACUGGAGCCAGGCGCAGAGUCUGGGACGCAGUUGGGAGCGCAGAGGGCUGGCUCGGUGCCGCAGAGAGCAGCAGGCUGGGGCCGGGCCUCCUGGGUGACAGGCCCUGCGCCGCCGCCGGGAAGAAGGACGGGAGACCGGCGAGCAAGAGACCGGACCUAGGGUAGGGGCGGCUGCCUGAAUCCCUUAUGUGAGCCAGAGAACCAAGGAGUUUAGAGCAACGUUUCUCCCACCUCAAGACAGACGCUCGAUUUCCAGAGCAGCACCCUUUAUUGGAGACACCCGGGCCAGGAAGGGGUCCUUGGAUGCUGGAACACCACCCCUCACUCAUUUAACUGAGGCUGCCGGGCCUCACAGAGGACCGGGCGUGGGAAAGGAGGCGGGACAGCUCUUGCUGCCCUCCUGGGGAGAGAGGAAGUUCCCCGCCUGCUCCCAGGCCCAGGAGGAACUGGGCCAGUAAGAGUAGGGUCCUGGCCCCUGAGGCGGCAGCGGCCAUGUCACGGCCAGGCCAGGGUGUCAUGAUGCCCGUCACGGGGCUGGGCUUCCCACCGCAGAAUGUGGCCCGGGUGGUGGUGUGGGAGUGGCUGAACGAGCACAGCCGCUGGCGGCCUUACACGGCCACCGUGUGCCACCACAUCGAGAACGUGCUCAAGGAGGAUGCCCGCGGUUCCGUGGUGCUGGGGCAGGUGGAUGCCCAGCUGGUGCCCUACAUCAUCGACCUGCAGUCCAUGCACCAGUUUCGCCAGGACACAGGCACCAUGCGGCCCGUGCGGCGCAACUUCUACGACCCGUCGUCAGCGCCGGGCAAGGGCAUCGUGUGGGAAUGGGAGAAUGACGGCGGCGCCUGGACGGCCUACGACAUGGACAUCUGCAUCACCAUCCAGAACGCCUACGAGAAGCAGCACCCGUGGCUCGACCUCUCGUCCCUCGGCUUCUGCUACCUCAUCUACUUCAACAGCAUGUCGCAGAUGAACCGCCAGACGCGCCGGCGACGCCGCCUGCGCCGCCGCCUGGACCUCGCCUACCCGCUCACCGUGGGCUCCAUCCCCAAGUCGCAGUCGUGGCCUGUGGGUGCCAGCUCGGGCCACGGUGCGCCCACCCCCGGCCAGAACAACCUCAACCGGCCCGGGCCCCAGCGCGCCACCAGCGUGAGCACACGCGCCUCCAUCCCGCCAGGGGUCCCCGCGCUCCCGGUGAAGAACUUGAACGGUACCGGGCCGGUCCACCCGGCCCUGGCAGGGAUGACCGGGAUCCUGUUGUGUGCCGCUGGGCUGCCCGUGUGCCUGACGCGGGCCCCCAAACCCAUUCUGCAUCCGCCGCCCGUGAGCAAGAGUGACGUCAAGCCCGUGCCCGGCGUGCCUGGGGUGUGCCGCAAGACCAAGAAGAAGCACCUCAAGAAGAGUAAGAACCCCGAGGAUGUGGUUCGAAGGUACAUGCAGAAAGUAAAGAACCCACCUGAUGAGGACUGUACCAUUUGCAUGGAGCGGCUGGUGACGGCAUCCGGCUAUGAGGGUGUCCUUCGCCACAAGGGUGUGCGGCCAGAGCUCGUCGGCCGCCUGGGCCGCUGCGGCCACAUGUACCACCUGCUGUGCCUCGUGGCCAUGUAUUCCAAUGGCAACAAGGAUGGGAGCCUGCAGUGCCCAACCUGCAAGGCCAUCUACGGGGAGAAGACGGGCACUCAGCCGCCCGGGAAGAUGGAGUUCCACCUUAUCCCCCACUCUCUGCCCGGCUUCGCUGACACCCAGACCAUCCGCAUCGUCUAUGACAUUCCCACAGGCAUCCAGGGCCCUGAGCACCCUAACCCAGGCAAGAAGUUCACUGCGAGAGGCUUCCCGCGCCACUGCUAUCUGCCCAACAACGAGAAAGGCCGGAAGGUGUUGAGACUGCUCAUAACCGCCUGGGAGCGCAGGCUCAUCUUCACCAUUGGCACGUCCAACACCACCGGCGAGUCGGACACCGUGGUGUGGAACGAGAUCCACCACAAGACUGAGUUCGGAUCCAACCUCACGGGCCACGGCUAUCCGGACGCUAGUUACCUAGACAACGUGCUGGCCGAGCUCACGGCCCAAGGCGUGUCCGAGGCCGCAGCCAAGGCCUGAGGCCCCAGGCUGCCCAACUUCCCUCCUGCUUUGCCCCUGGUCCGGCACAUGCCUCCCUCCACCAGGUGUGUCCUGGUGGCCCAGGUUCAAGGCUGGAGAGGAGCCUGCGGAAGGAGCCGGAAGCGUUCCGGAUGUUUGGUUGGUGGCCGUUGGGAAUGAUCAGAGGAUGAAAGGCCAGCGGGCUCCGACCUGUAGCUCCCUGAGAAGGUCAGAGAGAGAGUACCGGAAACCACAGCGACCUCCCUACCAAAAAGACAGAGCCCCACCCCACACGCAAACACACGUGUCCUGAUGAACACAUGCACGCACACCCACGUGCCUCUACCUACCCCCGACCCCCGGGGGGAGGAGACAGGAGACCCCUGUGGAUCCAUGUGGAUCCCACCUGUGGCUCUAUCGCAUCUGUACAGGCUUGUCUGCCAGCAGGAAGAUUCAGGUCAAGCUUUAGGGGCCUGCUGGGACUCCUGGGGGAAACUUAGGAAGCUCAGUGUACCCCCAUCUCUAUCACCAACUGAUGGGCAAUCGUGGGCCCACGAGGUGGAAGCCCCCAGAUUGAGCAAUUUUGCAAAGGGACAGGCCAGGGAGAGGGUGACUAGAGGUAUUUUGUGCUUGUGUCUCUUCAUCCUUUGGGACACCGACCCCCUCCUUCUCCCCUCCCAUCCCCAGGCCUUAUGUCUGUCCCAGAUAAAGGCACUGUUCCCCUUUUCUCCCCAUUCCAUCCUCUUCAUCAAAUCGCUCCCAAACGUCGAGAUCCAAAGGUUGGAGCCUCUGGCUUCAGGAGUGAGACGAGGAGGCCUAGCUUAGGCCGGCAGGUCUUAAAAAGCAGACUGGAGAGCAAAGAGUCCAUUUCCCUUACUUGGGAGUGGGCCGCAGGGUGGCUGAUGGUCUCGGCCAACCAGGGGCCUGUUGCCCAGGCAACUCACCAGCUCCGCCUCUGUUGAUUGGCUGCCACGGUGGAAGUCAGCCAAGAUUUAAAAGGACGCCAGCGAUUGCUCUUUUGAAAACCUACCAGUCCCACUGUGGGUGGAGAAAUAAACGGUCUUUCUCCUCCUCUCCCAGUCUUUUCCUGCCAAGAAGCGGGGAGCGGGUGGCUGUGCCUGGGGGCCUUCCGUUUGUCCCAUCAAGGAGCACGUGACAAAAUGACCACCCCAGGACCGUUGCCCCUCUCAGCUUUGGGCAGCUGGAGAUGCAGGGUCCCCAUAAAUCUCAUCCUGGGACAGGCAGGGGAUGUGAUGGUGACAGAUGAGACCCUCCCAGUCCUAGUCCCCAAGAGGG
Molecule: messenger RNA, 3575 nt
Organism: Pteropus alecto (black flying fox)
Lineage: Eukaryota; Metazoa; Chordata; Mammalia; Chiroptera; Pteropodidae
Gene: DTX1
Product: deltex E3 ubiquitin ligase 1
Exons: 10
Coding region: 696-2300 (534 amino acids)
Biological process (GO): Notch signaling pathway; protein ubiquitination
Cellular component (GO): nucleoplasm
Molecular function (GO): ubiquitin protein ligase activity; zinc ion binding
Source: RefSeq, a predicted model, not a curated record